GUGGCGGGUGUCGAAAAUCGGGAGGGACAGAAGCAGCGCCCUCCCUCUUGCGAUAACCGCGAGUAGAACAGGUAAACUGGCGUCCGACAUGUCGACCUUGAAUGAAUAUGAAUCGACGAGGUCCUUGAAAUCCUUGUAUUCUUAUCGAAUCCACCUGCCUAACUAAAAGAGCUUAAUAAUUAACACUUAGUUGAUGAAUUGUUCUAGGGAUCAUACAGUUGACGAUGACUGGAUCGUAAAGAAGACCUCUCCUCACGACCGAACCUAACGCACUUUGAUGGUAAUAACAAAUUACUUCGAUAUUAAAAACUAUACCCCAUUACUCAUUGUCAGUCAGUGUCUCGAGGUUAGCCUUGCCAUAUUACAGCAACAAGAGGAGCAGCAAGGAGAGGUUGAUACACCCCUUCUCUCAACACUAGAUAUGAUGGCUUCACCACCAAAAACGGGCCCCUGGCGUCGAGAGUGGGGGUUCCAGACACCUUUGCAUGUGGUGUCGGCCACAUGCUAGGCACCUCAAAUGGGUACCAAUGUGGCAGGUGUGGAGUGCAAAUAGUCAAAACCUUUUCUUCUUGUUACAUUUAAACUGUUCCCAUGUUGAUCGGAUGAACCAGAGUCUAACUCCAAUAUAGAAUUACUUGUUUAAAUGUAAGAUAUAAGCCAACUGGAUUUAAACCGCCAUUUUCGAGGAUGUACGAUAUCAAGGACAUCUAUGUGUUGAAAUCGAGUCAAACCCUGUUACCAUGGAGAAACACGACUUGUUUACGAAGGAGAUUACACGGAUGAAGCGAUUUCCCGUUAAAAAAACGGUACUGCUUCCGGCAAAAACAAUCUCCGGUAAAACUGCACGAAACGAGGUAUCAAAAUGAAGAGUACCUUACAGAUAACAGAGUGUAUCUAUUUCAAAGAAAAAUUGUAAUUGUACAGCGCAGAAGUAAAACAGUAGAUAAUUAUGUAAAAUAUGGUACACCCUAUCGAUUUGAGACACGUUACAGGGUCAAUGUCCUGAGUAAGUCAUAUAGCUAACAUUGUAUUCUUAAGACAUUCUAUGAUGCUGAUCGUCAGUAUUUGCUCUAAUUUGACCUCUAUAAGAUAUUUCAAGAUCAUUGGAAUCGAUCAGGUGUACUGAUAUACAAUUACAGGUAAAAGGGAAGAUCGCGCAAAAAGGAUGCAUUAUCAGACACGAGUAGCUGUUGCCGAGACCUUCACCGAGACCCAGUUGGUCGACAUUGCCCCUGUGUGCGUACCUACCGCACCCCGCCCUGCUGGCGCACAAGCAGCACCAGCACCAGCACCAGCACCAGCACCAGAACCAGUGCCAGGAAUACGAGGAAGAGAGAGAGAGAGAGAGAGAGAGAGAGAGAGGGAGAGAGAGAUGGUAUAUGGCGUCGGUAGGAGAGACCGAAGCAACCCCCUACCGUCGCGAUCGGACGUGCUGAGGCAGCUUCCACCACUCCGUUCAACCCUCUGUUCACCCUGGCCUAGGGAUUGCCUUGCUCCACGUCCCGUAACGUGUUGCUGCCGGCCAAGGGACCAGGAGAGACAGGGUGAGCGGAAUAGGAAGAACAGAGGGGUAGGGUGGUACGCACGCGAGGGUCAAGGAGGGAAAAAGCACAGGAUAGAGGGCUCAAGGGAACUACAGGGGACGCAGGCGCGAACGCAGACGCAUUAAAUCGACGAAACGGCGCCGAGCAUUCCGGCAUCGGCAGACAACGCGGCACGAUCAACCGGAGGUAAUCGUCGUGGAACCUGGGGCUACUUCGUCCUCAACACUUUCAACGCGUAACACCUAUUUAGAACGCGAACAGAAGCUCGAGGAACGUUUAAACCGAUCAUGGGUGUCGUCAAGACUGCGUCCGAGAGCAUCCUCGCGGAAACCGUGAUACCCAGCGAGGAGGCCAAUUACUCCGUGCAAGGUCACGCCGAAGAAUGGACGGAAACGUUCCCGUAUCAACUGUUAGUUGGAACAGGAGUAGCGCUGAUGGCAUUAUUAUUGUUGGCUGCCGUGAGUUUCCAAUGUUCUUCCACCUGGCGAUGGUUAAUGAGGAUGAGACGAAACGUGAAGGAAGAGGAUGCUGAGAGCGAUUUGUCCCAACAAAACGCUAUACGUAUCAGUCAUUCGUUGCCGGACCUUCAAUCAGAACCGAUCACCCACGAAUACGUCCAGGAACAGAAAGACAGCAAGAAGGUGUUACGUCAGACGACUUUACCCAUUGUCCCGAUGAGACAUCAAAGCUUUCAAAGGCAGCUCUCCCAUCGAUUAGACCUUCCAAAUAUCAAGUUCAGCAUUUGUAGCCUGGAGAAUCGUAGCGAUUCUAGUCUUGGAUUAAUUAAGCCGGAACUUUACAAGAAAGAGCUGCUCAAACAGGAUGACGCGGACAGCUCUAGUACCGCUGAAAUGGAGUUCGCCGGAAGUCUGCGUUUUGGUCUGUUCUACGACAAGGAGAUCGAGUCGUUGAUCGUAAAGGUUUUAGAAGCUCGAGACUUACCAGAGAAGGACGUGACAGGAAGUAGCGAUCCCUACGUGAAAGUUUAUCUCCUCCCCGACAGGAAGAAGAAGCAUCAGACUAAGGUGCACCGCAAGAAUUUGAACCCCGUGUUCAACGAGACCUUCAUAUUUAGCGUGUCGUACGAAGAGCUCGGGGAACGAUAUCUUCAAUUUUCGGUAUACGACUUCGAUCGAUUCUCUCGAAACGAUUUGAUAGGACAAGUGGUCGUCAAAGGUUUACUGGAAUGCGCUGAUCUUGAGCACGAACUCGAAUACACAAUGGACAUUAUGCGUACCAUGCAGGAAAAGGUGGAUCUGGGUAAAUUGAUGCUGUCGCUUUGCUACCUUCCGACAGCUGGUCGGCUAACAGUGACCGUAAUUAAAGCUAGAAACCUGAAAGCCAUGGACAUAACAGGAUUGUCGGACCCAUACGUGAAGAUAUACCUGUUGUGCCAGGGCAAGAGGAUCAAGAAGAAGAAGACCACGGUGAAGAAGAACACUCUAUGCCCGGUGUAUAAUGAAAUUCUAGUAUUCGACGUGCCGGCAGAGAACAUCGAAGACGUUAGUCUCAUAAUAAAAGUAAUCGAUUACGACAGAAUUGGAUCGAACGAGUUAAUGGGCUGCACGGCAAUCGGCUCCAGUUUCAUCGGUAUCGGUCGUGACCACUGGCUAGAAAUGCUGGAUAAUCCAAGGAAACCUGUGACGCAAUGGUAUCCUUUGAUGGAAACGGUCGCUGGUCACAUUCCAGCUGUGAAUUCGGAGCCGCUUCCAGUGAGUCUGAGCUGCUUGAACAGUAGAUGAAGACAGUACGGCUGGGAUAAAUAUCGCGGGAAGUCGCAGUUUUUGUCGGACGUCGUUUCGGGCGUUGUUUCCUUCUGUCGUCAUUUAAUGCACAUCGCUUGACUGACUUAAGUACAAUUUCUAUCUCAACAGGCUCGGAUGAAACAGAAGCAAAAUACAAACCAAACAGUAUAAAACUCUGUGCUUUGAAACAUAAUAUAUCGUGCGGUGAGCGUGAAAUAGUAAACGUGCAGUAGACAGUAAUAGAAUGUUUGUAAAGCUUAGUACGAUAUAGAGAGUCGAUGGAAGGACGAGGUUGCUCAAACUACUUUUGAAAAAUAUCCAAGAUGAAAAAACAAAGUAUCCUUAAUAUCGAUAAGAACAUACAAAACGAGAGAAAGAGAGGGAGAGAAUGAGAGUGAGCAAGCGAGAGAGAUUAAACAAAAAAAAAAAAAGAUAGAAUAGUUUAUUUUUUGAAGAAAUGAAUCCAGGCUGGCCCUGUAUUCUAGAAUCGUUUAUCAAUUUCACUGAUCGUAUAUUUUAUCAACGAGAGAGAAACACUGACUCAAUAAGCGGUUGUGAACGAGCAAAUUUUUCCAAUUUUUUCAAUUUCAAAACAUAAAUUUACACAUUCUAUAGACUUGCUCUUCGAUUGAACGACGCGACGGUCAGAUAACAAAAGGGAAUUCAACAAAAUUUCGCGUAUUGGAAAUAAUUGGCGAGCAGAGCAUUGUGGAGUACUAGAGUCUUCGUUGUACGCACAGCUGUUAGUAAUUGUUGCAGUAAGUAAUCGUUGCAUCGCGAAAAAGGGAUCGAAUGUGCACGUUCCUGCUCGAUAUUGCUUCACGAUUGUUUGCAAUGCUUGUCAGUGAUUCGAAGCGUAUUCUACCGUCUUCCUCGACGAGUCGUAUUUGCUUAUGGAUUUCAUUUCAUAUUGAUCAUCGCGCUGAAUGCUGUCGAGACCACCAAUUGCACAUACAACAAAAUUACUAGAAGGUACAAAAAUUUCAAAGGAAUUUUAAGUAGCAUUGUUAUUGCAUUAAUUUCAUAAGUGAAAGAAAAUUAAAGAAAAUCACAAUAAAUGUUUAUUUCGUUGCGCUUAAUCCAUCAAAGAGUUCUGUUGCAAUCCGGUCAUUUCUCCGUACGCCCACGCAACGAGAACGUUUAACCAACCAUCAUAAGCUUCAGUGCGAUUAAAUCUUUUCUAUGCGAAACGUGUAUACUGAUGCCUGCAGGAACGAUAAUUUGGCAAAACACAAAUAGUAGGUACAAAAAUUGUUUUCAAUCCGAUGCAUGAGACCACGAAAGAACGUUCUAAGGACAAUAAAGCCAUGUAAUCCAUAUGUAGACCUUUCUUUAGUCUUCGAAUAGCAAUAUUCCUAACGUUAACGUACACAUAACGCUGUAUCGUUGUUCCACUGUACACUCACGUUCAAAAAUCACAGGAUUCAAGACACUUCAUUUUUUAAAUUAUGAAAAUGAAAGAAGGAACGCGAACUUUGUUAUUUCUAAUUUCCAACACGUCAAAAUUAGUGAAAAUAGUAUUCAAGAUACAUGGAGAAUUUACUCCAUAUUCCGAUCACUUCUUUUUAAAUUUUCGUGAAAUCUCAAUGAAUACUCUAUGAAUUUUGAACGAGAGCGUACAUUGUGUACGCAAAACCGUGUUUAGUAACAACAUCAAUAUUAACAAAUGAAAAGAAAAAAAAACGCAAAAAAAAGGAGACGAAAAAAAGGGAGAAUAGAUGUAGCGAAGCAACGUUUACUAAUUCACGCUCGUACGCAAUUUUCGCGUAAAUGUUCUUAAUUUAACAUGAUACGUGUUUAGGUAUAAAGCUCGUCGAAGGGCACCGUUUGUGAUAACGAGGCCGGAAGCGCGUGCACACGCGCGGGAAUGCGACCCAUACGAGGACGUGUACCAAUAAGUUCACGUUAUAUCUAGGCAAAAUAUCCCGUGUGCUCGAUAAUAGGACGCGUGUGACACGCGUGGAAGGCCACGUCGUAGAGAACAGUAAAUCAACGCGAACGAUGCGUGGCACGUAUGAUAUCGUAACGCGUGCAGCUAUGAUGUAUCGUGAAAAUAUGUACACGUAUACGUGAAAAUUCACUUGAGAUCACGAACAGAGAGAAGUAUGUACAAAAUGGUACGAUUUAAUGAUUUCGUGCAAUCAGUUAACGUUUCGAUGUGGUACAGAUUCUAUAGAAAACCAGAGGAUAUUAUAGUAUACAUGGGCGUCCCUGGAAAGCGGAUGAGCGAAGAGGAAUGUUGAAAUAAUUAAAGAAAUAGUUAAGAAGACAGUAUUAACCCUUUAGGUGCAGAAGGUUUAAAAAGUAGCCAUUUCUUGGUUUCCUAUGGAAACGAAAAGUUCAUGCACGAUAUUCAAGAGCAAUAGUUGGAAUAUUAACGAAAAGCCCUUUGAACACAAAUGAAAUCAAUAAAAAAUAUUAAUUUUAAUUUACAAUGUGUAGCAGCUAAAGGGUUAAACCGAUAUGAUUUAACAAUCGAACGUCGUUACAGUACUCUGUGUUUCAUGUUGCUGAAAGUAUACCCAAUCUGUACCGAAACACGCAUAGCGAAUAGAUUAGUAUCCGACUAAUAACCGAAAAACGGUGAUAAUUAGAAGAAAAUGUGCCAAUACACAGAAAAGUAGUAUUAGUAGCGUAGAAUAGCGAAACGUAGUGCACAAGAUGAACAAAAAGCUUUUAAUGGUUAAUCCUGAAAAUACGUAGCCACACAUAUAUCCAUAUAAAUAUAUAUACAUUUAUGUAUAAUCCUCGUACCAGAUCGUAUCCAGUCAAUUUGAUCGUGGUUGCCCGUGAGGUCGCCUUCUUUUUCUAGAAUACUUGUUGCACUUCUCGUUUUCGCGUUCCAGCGACGCCCAUCGCGGACAAAACUAAUCAAGAUAACUGUAUUUUUCGUACAAAUUGCGAACAUUCUACUACAGACUGAGCUUAUUCGAAUAACUUUCACACGAGCUACGUGGAAACAAAAAAGAAAAAAAAAGAACAAAUGGAAAAGGACACGUAAUUUUGUAAAUUAGAGUAGUCGUACGAAAGGGGUCAACUUGGAGAACAUUUUUUCUACGAACGUAAGGAACGGAUACAAUAGAAAAAAUUGGAUGUUAUUCUAUAGGCUAUCGAACGAUAUAUUUGAUCUGUAUUUAUUUUGAAUACAGAAUACCGUGUCCAAUCGAGGACACCAAGGUGUACUUGACGUCGUCGAACUGUAUUUGAUGUGUCGAUUCUUUUAUUCUAACGUUUUUUGUAUUCGUUUCGAUGUAGUGUUAAUGUGCGUAGCCGUCGAUGUUCGUUCAAGUAAACGUGUGAUUUUGUACGUGAACAUGGUGAUUUGGAGUAACGUUGAUACACGAUAUCGUUCAAUUUCUAUCGUUUGGAUCUGUCCGAGCAACUUCAAUCGCAGCAUCCUCUCGCACUCGACUACCGAUGGGCUGACAAUAAUUAUUUUGAAUUAUCAGAAAAUUUCAAUUCAAUUUAAAUACUAUUUACGAUUCAAAUUUCUUGAAUUUCAGGGGUUUCGAGAAGAUCCUGGAAUUAUUAAAAAUCGUGAAGUUGUAUUAUUAUUCGAACAAUGUUAUUCUGGACCAAUUAUUUGGAUACUACCGUUAUGAUCAAUCAUUACGAAUUGCUUGGAAAUUGGCAGGAUAGAAUAUUGAUUGCCCAUCAACUAUUGACACCGCUGUCGAUACUCUGUGACACGCGUACAUAUCAAUUGCGACGAUGCGGGCUGACAGGUAUCAAUUUCACUGGAUAAUUAUUAUCAGAAGAGCGUGAAAAUCAGCUAGCAGACUAAAGUCUAAUCAACUAAAGUCUAUUCUAAUCAUGAAAGUGACACCGUAAACUUAUUUAACCAAAAACUGCAGGCGAAUCGAGUCAAGGUAACACGGUACCGGUGAUAAUAUGCAUUUUCUAACGAGUAUGUAUUUAUCUAUACUGUAUAUCCGGGCACGCAGCUGUCCAUUCGUGAUUGUGAAUGAAAUAAAUAAAACUCGGUACCAUAUAA
Molecule: messenger RNA, 7283 nt
Organism: Osmia lignaria (orchard mason bee)
Lineage: Eukaryota; Metazoa; Arthropoda; Insecta; Hymenoptera; Megachilidae
Product: synaptotagmin-10
Biological process (GO): calcium-ion regulated exocytosis
Cellular component (GO): exocytic vesicle; plasma membrane
Molecular function (GO): clathrin binding; phosphatidylserine binding; SNARE binding
Source: RefSeq, a predicted model, not a curated record